Capronia coronata CBS 617.96 is the source of this 1512-nucleotide messenger RNA. Its product is annotated as centromere/microtubule-binding protein cbf5. Lineage: Eukaryota; Fungi; Ascomycota; Eurotiomycetes; Chaetothyriales; Herpotrichiellaceae. The transcript is spliced from 3 exons. Bases 1 to 1512 code for a protein of 503 amino acids. Gene Ontology annotation, cellular component: box H/ACA snoRNP complex. The record is from RefSeq and is a predicted model, not a curated record. Gene Ontology annotation, molecular function: RNA binding; pseudouridine synthase activity. Gene Ontology annotation, biological process: mRNA pseudouridine synthesis; box H/ACA sno(s)RNA 3'-end processing; rRNA pseudouridine synthesis.
AUGGCGAAGGUCGAGAAGAUUGAAGAGGGCGACUUCAGCAUCAAGCCCGAAAAUGCCACACCCGCGAUUCCUACAUCUGAAUGGCCUCUUCUCCUCAAGAACUACGAUAAACUACUCGUCCGCACUGGGCACUUCACUCCAAUCCCGUGUGGCUGCACGCCGCUGAAGCGCGAUAUCAAGUCCUACAUCUCUUCUGGCGUGAUCAAUCUCGACAAGCCCUCCAACCCGUCCAGUCAUGAAGUCGUUGCAUGGGUCAAGCGAAUUCUUCGAGUCGAAAAGACCGGUCACAGCGGUACCCUCGAUCCCAAAGUCACCGGAUGUCUUAUUGUCUGCAUAGACCGAGCCACACGGCUGGUCAAAUCACAACAAGGUGCUGGAAAGGAGUACGUGUGUGUCAUCAGAUUACACGAUCGGUUACCCGGCGGCGAGGCACAGUUUGCGCGAGCUCUGGAAACUCUGACCGGCGCCCUCUUCCAACGACCUCCUUUGAUCUCUGCGGUGAAGCGACAACUUCGUAUCCGAACCAUCCACGAGAGCAAGCUGUAUGAGUUCGACAAUGACCGGCAUCUCGGCGUGUUCUGGGUGAGCUGCGAGGCCGGAACCUACAUCAGAACGUUGUGUGUGCAUCUCGGAUUGCUUCUGGGUGUUGGCGGACAUAUGCAGGAACUGCGACGAGUACGGAGUGGAGCCAUGGAUGAGUCCAAGGGCAUGGUCACCUUACACGACGUUCUGGAUGCACAGUAUGUGUACGACAACAACAGAGACGAGUCAUAUCUCCGAACAGUUAUCUCGCCGCUCGAGAGUCUCCUAACCACAUACAAGAGAAUCGUGGUCAAGGACAGCGCAGUUAACGCCGUGUGCUACGGUGCAAAGCUCAUGAUCCCCGGUCUGCUCCGCUUCGAAGCCGGCAUUGAAAUCCACGAAGAGGUCGUGUUGAUGACCACCAAGGGCGAAGCCAUUGCUAUCGGUAUCGCACAGAUGUCGACUGUCGAGCUGUCCACCUGCGAUCACGGUGUUGUCGCCAAGGUCAAGAGAUGUAUCAUGGAGCGAGACUUGUACCCUCGACGAUGGGGCAUGGGACCAGUGGCUCUGGAGAAGAAGAAGUUGAAGUCCGACGGCAAACUUGAUAAAUAUGGUCGACCGAAUGAAGCGACCCCAGCCAAAUGGACCACGCAAUACACCGACUACAACGCCCCGGCCUCCGCCGAAGGCACAUCCGCCGCCCCGGUGCAAGAGAAGACCUCGCAGUCCGACGUUCUCGCUGCACCGCCUGUGGCUCCCAAUGGAGAAUCCGCCGAGAGCAUGGACCUGGAUACGAGCACCGCGGCCCUGGCGCCUCCGGCUCCCACGACCAACGGCGAAAAGGAGAAAGACAAGAAGCGCAAGAAGCACGACAGCGAAACCCCCGAGGACCGCGCCGAGCGGAAACGCAGGAAAAAGGAGAAGAAGGAGAAGAAGGAGAAGCGGAAGAGCGCCGCCAGCAAGGCCGACGACAGCGACGACAGUGACUAG